AAAUGGCCCAACUCCAUAAAAAUCAGCCCAAACCCAAUCCAACACCAACCCAUUUUAAUUGAGCCCACUAAAUUAUCAAAAUCCAAGCCCACCAACUACCCAAAACCCAUUUAACCAAAAAAAAAAAGGGAGGACGGAAUCUUCUUCAAAGCCAACCCUAGCCUUCUCUCUCUUUUAAAACCGGAAAUAUGGCAAGAAGAAGGAAGAGGGCCUGCAGAACAGAAAACAAAGAAAGGGAAAGAUCUCCUGCCUUGCUCCCCUACGCCCUUGCGCCUGCAGGCCUGCACCAGCCCUUGCACCGGCGCUGCACCAGCCUGCGCCUCUGCCCUGUGCCCCUGCACCGGCCCUGCACCAGCCUGCGCCCCUGCCCUGUGCCCCUAUACCGGCCCUGCACAGGCCCUGCACUAGCCCUGCAAUAGCCCUGCACUUUCCUCUUUGCGCCCCUGUGCUUCAAAUCCCCUCUGCCUCUGCGCGCCUGCACCAGCCUCGCGCCCCUGCAUCAGCCUCGCGCCCUGCACCGGCCUUGCGUCACGCCCCCCACUGGCUGCAAUCCUCUGCACGCCACUGCAGCCCAGCCCGUGCCUGCUCUCCUGCACAAGAAACAAAAAAAAGGGGCUUUCGUCCCUUGCUUUUCCUUGCAUAAAUCAGCAGCUUGGGGAAUUUUGGCGCUUUAGGAUCAACAGUAAAAAAAAAAAAAGGGGUAGGAUUGGAAUGCUAGAAAAAGAAGGAUCUCUGCCCUUGCUUUUGUGGGUAUAAAUAGAGAGUUUUAGGUUAGGAAGAGGGGGGUUCUUUGGUUGAUUUCUGGAUCUGGUUUUGGGAGUCUCGUCUGGGUUUUCGAGAGUAGUAAAGGGAGAUUUUGUGGAGCUUCCAGAUGAGUCAUCGGAGACUUAGCAUCUUCUGGGUUUUAUUCUCUUAGGUAAUUUCUGAACAGAGGAAUUUUUGGGGAAGAGCCGUGAGGGAGAAGAAGGGAGCUUGAUCCCGUGGGUGGGAUCCCUCCCUUCGGAUCUUAAUCUGCUUUUUUUUUAGAAAUUUCGCCUUGUUUGAUUUUGAUUGCAGUAGAUUUUUGCUGUAUUGAAAUUGUAUUAAAUGAUGAUAUUGGGAAUGAAAUCAAGCAUGAAUUUCAUG
Messenger RNA from Rubroshorea leprosula, 1125 nucleotides. NCBI's taxonomy places the organism in Eukaryota, Viridiplantae, Streptophyta, Magnoliopsida, Malvales, Dipterocarpaceae. The record is from the annotation of a GenBank genome assembly.